This is a messenger RNA of Clarias gariepinus (North African catfish), 1935 nucleotides long. RefSeq names its product Cdk5 and Abl enzyme substrate 1 (gene cables1). The transcript is spliced from 10 exons. Gene Ontology annotation, cellular component: cytosol. NCBI's taxonomy places the organism in Eukaryota, Metazoa, Chordata, Actinopteri, Siluriformes, Clariidae. The record is from RefSeq and is a predicted model, not a curated record. The coding region runs from base 198 to 1814 and encodes 538 amino acids. Gene Ontology annotation, biological process: regulation of cell cycle; nervous system development.
GUCAGAUAUACAGAGUGUGUCUCUAGUGGUGUAAAAAAAACACACACACACAACAACACCGAGGUGGCGUUUUAUUCCUCGCGCACGCAAUGACGCGGCUGUGCUGAGCGCGCGGUGUUAAAGCACGCGCUCUUUCUCUCCCCCCCCGCCACGCGCCUGCGCUCGCGCCGGACGCUCGCUCGUUCGCUUUCUGCGCCAUGGCGGCCGCGCCGCUGACGAAGCGCUCGGGGACGGAGCACGCACGGAGGCGCGCGGACCCCCGCAGGAGGCAGGCGGCGCUUUCGUUCCUCAGUAACAUUUCUCUGGACGGGCGGCCCGUGCGCGGAGACGCAGACGGUCCCGGAGACGAGGACGGCUGUGUGGAAGCGAGGACAACACGCGUGAGCUCGGUCACUGCCGCCGAGGAGGAGGAGGAGGAAGAGGAAGAAGAAGAAGAGGAGGUGGAGGUGGAAGAGGAGGAUGACGAGGCCCGGGCUCCGAGCAGGCGCGCGAGCUUCGCCAUCGGCGCGAGCCCUCCGUCGGACGCGCAGCUCUUUCACGCGCAGGUCUUCGGCUCCCCGUUUGCCACCGCGCGCGGCCGCCUGCACACGUACACUCAGGGACUUCCGCCCGCCGCGUGCUGCAGGCAGCAGAGCUCGUGCUGCCCGGAGGGAGGAGGAGGAGGAGUGGGGGGACACAUCAUCAGCAGCUCCGCGCUCGAGCUGCACAAGACCAGACGGAGGCUGAUUUCCCAGCGUUCCUCACUCGAGACUCUGGAGGACAUUGAGGAGAAUGCUCCUCUUCGCAGAUGCCGAACCUUAUCAGGUUCACCCCGACCAAAGAGCUUCAAGAAGGUCCACUUCAUCAAGAACAUGAGGCAACACGACAUCCACAACGGAAGGAUAGUCCUUAUCAGUGGCAGAAGAUCCUUCUAUAGUGUAUUUUCUGUCCUGCCCUAUCGAGAUUCUAGCCAAACAGGGCUGAGCUCAGUGUGUGUGUCUCACCGUGGCAGGGACGGUAUGAAAAUGGAGAGCGGGCGCCAGCGUCACCCCUCGGGAGGCGUCAGUGCCAAGGAGAUGGUGAUCGGGCUUGAGGGCGUGGAACUGGGCGCCGACGGCAAGACGGUGUCCUACAUGCAGUUCCUCUACCCCACUAACGUCCUCGGGCGCCGCAACACCAUCGACUCCACCUCGUCCUUCUCUCAGUCUCGUAACGCCAGCCAUCGCAGCCUCAUCCUGGCGCGUGCCAACAGCCACCAGAGCAGCCUCGACACGGGGAACGAAGUGGGAGAUUUCAGGGAGUACGACCCCAACCUUCUGGACGACCCUCAGUGGCCGUGUGGAAAACAUAAACGAGUGCUCAUAUUUCCUUCCUACAUGACGACGGUUAUCGAGUACGUCAAGCCCUCCGACCUGAAGAAGGACAUGAACGAGACGUUUAAGGAGAAGUUCCCUCACAUCCGCCUGACGCUCAGCAAGAUCAGGAGCUUGAAGCGAGAGAUCCGGAAGCUGGCGCAGGACGAGUGCGGCUUCGAGGAGCCCACGGUAGCCAUGGCCUUCGUGUAUUUCGAGAAGCUCGUUCUGCAGGGCAAGCUCAACAAGCAGAACCGCAAACUCUGCGCCGGAGCCUGCGUCCUCCUGGCAGCCAAGAUCGGCGGAGACCUCAAGAAGCACGAGGUCAAGCUCCUGAUCGACAAACUAGAGGAGAGGUUUCGGGUGAACCGGCGCGAGCUGAUCGCCUUCGAGUUCCCCGUGCUGGUGGCGCUGGAGUUCAACCUUCACCUGCCGGAGCACGAGGUCAUGCCGCACUACAGACGCCUCCUGCAGAACUCCUAGCAGCAGCUCCUCGUCAGGAGAGACGCUCCCCUUUUUUCUCUCCCUCUCUCCUUUUCUCUCUCUCCUGAUCCGACUCUCAGAGAAGCUCUAUGCACCUGACCAACUUAAAAACUAAACAAAA